Messenger RNA from Aureobasidium vineae, 1404 nucleotides. The record is from the annotation of a GenBank genome assembly. NCBI's taxonomy places the organism in Eukaryota, Fungi, Ascomycota, Dothideomycetes, Dothideales, Saccotheciaceae.
AUGGACGCCAAGUCGAACCAAUUGCCCGACGAUGUUGAAGAACAGGAGCAAGCUGAGAAUUGCCUGCGACUGACCAUCACGAUACCGAAGGACACGACAUCAAACUCGAAACUGCCGGUCGUGGUGUUCAUCCAUGGCGGCGCUUUCUUCCUUGGUUCCGGGGAAAGAAAGUACUACAAUCCUCUGACAUUCUGUGCCCAAGCAUUGGAGAUGGGAAAGCCACUUAUCUUUGUUUCCAUCAACUACCGGCUUGGAGCCCUUGGCUUUUUCCACUCUCCCAAUGCAGAAGGUCUCAUGCCGUCUAACAAUGGCUUACAUGAUCAGAUCACCGGGAUUGACUGGAUACGUCGCAAUAUCGACGGCUUCGGAGGUGACAGGGACAACAUUACUGCCAUUGGGCAAUCAGCCGGCGGUGAGAGCUUGAGCUUACACAACAUGAGUGGAAGGCGAAAAAUCCUAUACAAGCGAUCCAUCAUGUUCUCUGGCACACCAUUGACUAUGCCCGACAAGACGCACUCCGAACAUCAAGACAACUUCAUCAAUCAAGCAAAGAAGCUGGACAUCGAUACUGAGAACCUCAGCAGCAUGCAGAUUGCUGAGCAGAUGAUCAAAUGCGACGUUUCCAAGAUCAGGGACCUUGGAUUUGUGGGCUCUCCUUGCGUUGACACCGACAUCAUCCCGCACAGAGACCACGCAAACCAGUGUGACAUCUCCACUGGCAAAGUUUCUCAAGUUCCCUGGCUGGAAUCGCAGAUCAUCAGUUCCUGCACUUACGACGGUAGCAUCUCGAAUAUCAUGAUGCGAGGCGACGACUCGCGCAAAGACCAUGCAAAAAGCUUCAUCAAGAUUGCCAAAGAAGUCCUCAACGACCCUGAAAAACUCUUGCAAAUCUACGAUAUCCGAGAGGUCACGCCUGACGAGGAAGCACUGGAGAAGAUUUGCCAAUUCGAAUCUGAUAUCGGCUUCUUUUCUGCUGCAUUGGCUGUCGCAAGAGGUACGGCUGAUAAGACAACCACUUUCUUACAACUCUUUGAUCUUGGAAAUCCAUUCCCUGGACCUCUUGAGCAGAACAAGUUUGCAUCACAUACCUGGGAUAUCGUGGCGUUGCUAGGAGCCUAUGAGGAUAGGCUAUCAGAAGACUAUGUGAAGAAGAUUCGAGAGUGGAGGGCGAGGUAUAUCAGAUACAUCGUUGAUGGCGAAGCUCCUUGGCCACAAUUCAGAAAGGGAGGUAAGGAAGCAAUGUUUGUGGUACCUACUCAUGGUCCGGCUGAGGAGAGAGAGCUUGCGACUGUUUUGCAGGGAAGGCUUGGAAAGCUGAUGGAUCUGGCGAAAGAGGGAGGAAUUGAUGGAGCUGACACUUUGUGGGAAGGUGUUUGUCGACGCUGGCUGAUGAAGGGAGAGUGA